UCAGCCGUCAGAUACCGGGGAAGUGUCAGAUCUUUGUCGUAACUUACUCACGUCGCCACACUUAUAAACACGUUUGUAUUACUUGUGGCAGCUGACCACCAUGGACGACAUUAAAGAUGGAUGGUUUACGGAAAAAUGCACGUUAUGGCCCGGACAGGCGAUGAGCCUCCAAGUGGAGGAGGUCCUCUACAACAAGAAGUCCAAAUUUCAAGAUGUUAUGGUUUUCAAGAGUAAAACCUAUGGGAAUGUGCUGGUGCUGGAUGGAGUGAUCCAGUGCACAGAGAGGGACGAAUUCGCCUAUCAAGAGAUGAUUGCCAACCUGCCCCUGUGUAGCCAUCCUUCCCCCAAGAAGGUGCUGAUUAUCGGCGGAGGAGACGGCGGUGUGCUGAGGGAAGUGGUGAAGAAUCCGCUGGUGGACUCGGUGGUUCUGUGUGAGAUAGAUGAGGAUGUCAUUAAUGUAUCGAAGAAGUUCCUCCCAGGAAUGGCCAAAGGUUUUUUCAGUCCCAAGCUCACCCUCCACGUUGGAGACGGCUUUGAAUUCAUGAAGCAGAACCAGGAUGCCUUCGAUGUCAUUAUUACGGAUUCCUCAGACCCUGUUGGACCUGCUGAGAGUUUGUUCAAGGAGUCUUACUAUCAGCUGAUGAAAGCAGCAUUGAGAGGCGGUGGAAUUCUUUGUUCCCAGGGAGAGUGUCAGUGGCUCCAUUUGGAGCUGAUAAAGGAGAUGCGAACCUUCUGCAAGACCCUAUUCCCUGUGGUGGACUAUGCCUACAGCACCAUCCCAACCUAUCCCAGUGGCCAAAUUGGAUUCAUGCUCUGCAGUAAAAAUCCUGAAACAAAUUUCAGGGAUCCAGUGAAAGCACUGUCAAAAGAAGAAAUGGAAAAUAUGAACCUUAAAUAUUACAACCCCGAAAUUCACAAAGCAUCAUUCGUCCUCCCUGAGUUUGCAAGGAAGGUACUUGAAGCGUGACCAGCAGCAACAGAUGUUCAUUUUCUACCUGGCCCUCAGAUCACAAAUAAGCAACAUGUUCUACGGCUUCUUCACCUCCUCAUCACAGCUCAGCACCACUGAAGAGGGUAGCUUCAUAAUGAUUUUAUGGGUAGGGGGAAACUUAUAAUCAGUGGAUGGAAAUUUUCGGAGUGAUAGUGAGAAAGUCUCUGUUCUACCCUUUCCUUCCUUCCAGUCUUACACACUCUUGGUGUUUAUUUAUUUGUGAUGUAUUUGGGUUUUUACCUCUAACUCUGUCAUUGUCUUAUCAGCAUGAGGAGCAAUUUAAUUUUUACUGUGGGAAAGAGCGUCGCAAUCAACCCUGACCUCACUCUGAAACUGUACUGUUUAUUGGAUUCACUGCAUAACACUUUAUGCAAUAUAUUACGUACUAUAUAGAGUAUGUAUAUGUAAUGUAUUGCUGUACUUUUAUUUGUAAUGUUUGAUAUCCGUUUGUACUCGUAGGAAGAUACACCGUUGUCACCCACCAUGACUGUCAUUUCAGAAUGCUAGAGUCCUCACACAUGAACCCUAUAGUGCCUGAAAUUGUUUAUUUUGUGUUGAGAAGAACUUGUUCUGUAUCUAUUAUAGUGUACCAGGCAGAUUGUGUCCUAGAUGAUGGAUCAAGUGUCACGAGUCGAGAAAAUUGUCCCUUUUUGAAAUAUCACCAACUGAAGUGAAUUGAUGCUCAGCUACGAUCAUCAGUAUAAUUUGGAAGACUUUAAUGUUACGGUGUUAAAAAUAAAAUAAAAUGGAGGAUGGCAUUGGAAGUUUUUAAUGCACAAAAUGUCUUUAAUGUGAAUUGAUUAUGCAAACUUGCAGUCUUGGGUAUUGACUACCUUUUUAGUGAACUUGUAUUGUAGGAAGCCAGUUUGCGGAGUCAUGAUUACAUGACCUGUUACUACCUAUUAGUUGUAAACCUCAUAUUCAAUUCUUGAUGACCUGCGCAAUGAGUUUGUGUUUUAUGAUAAUAAAUAAAUUGAUCAUUAAAUGAGA
Molecule: messenger RNA, 1981 nt
Organism: Acanthopagrus latus (yellowfin seabream)
Lineage: Eukaryota; Metazoa; Chordata; Actinopteri; Spariformes; Sparidae
Gene: srm
Product: spermidine synthase
Exons: 8
Coding region: 101-967 (288 amino acids)
Biological process (GO): spermidine biosynthetic process
Cellular component (GO): cytosol
Molecular function (GO): spermidine synthase activity
Source: RefSeq, a predicted model, not a curated record